AUGGGUUUCAGACGUGGUCGUGGUACAAUUGACCUACUGAGUGUAUUAUCGAAUGAUAUACACAUCUCAAACUCAAGGAAUGGAUACUUACUACUAAUAGCCGCAGAUAUCCACAAGGCCUAUGACAAUGUGGAGCACAAUAUAUUGAGACGAAAAUUAAAUAGUAUGAAUCUUCCACAUAACAUUACCAAGGUUAUCAUGUCACUAUUAGAUAACAGGGCAAUUUACAUUAAAUUCAAAAAUAAGAUUAUUGGUCCAAGAGUUAUUUCUACGGGUCUACCACAAGGCUCAAUUUUGAGUCCUCUACUGUUCAAUAUUUACAUGUCUGACCUUAACACACAAACAAUAAAUGGAGUUAAAAUACUCCAAUAUGCUGAUGACAUAUUUAUAUAUUGCUCUGGUGUAUCAAUGGAAGAAUGCAAAAAGAAAAUCCAAGACUCUCUUAAUAAAGUAUCAGCGUGGCUUAACGCUAACAAUUUAAGUCUAUCUCCGACCAAAUCAGAAGCGAUCAUCUUUAGCAGACAUAGAAAACCGUUGAACUCUCUCGUUUUAAACAUAGGCAACAUGCAGGUCAAAUUAUGUGGCAGUAUAAAAAUUCUAGGAGUAACCUUCGAUAAAAACAUGUCCUUCCAGACACACAUCAGAGAAGUGGUAAAAAAAUCGGAAAAAGGACUCAAUAUUAUUAAAAGACUAUCAGGAACUAAAUGGGGAGCACAUCCGACCUCCCUUAUAUCUGUUUACAAAGCCAUCGUAAGAUCUCAUAUUGAUUACGGAUGUCAGAUUUAUGGAGGAUUAUCAUCUAAGAAUCAGUAUACCCUAGACAUGGUGCAAUUCUCAGCACUAAGAUUAUGCCUGGGGGUUAUAAGAUCAACACCUUGCAACUCCCUUUUAGUGGAAGCUGGCGAAUCUCCAUUAAAAAUUAGAAGAGAAAUACUUACGAACAGGUUUGUAAUUAAAAAAUUUAACUCAGAUUACACGUUCUUUAUAAAACAACUACAAACAUUAGCUGAGCUGCACUAUAGAAUGAUUUACUGGAAGAAUAAACCUACUCCCCCUCUGAUAACGGCUUUCUACCGCAUCAAACCCUUGGAAGAUAUGACUUAUACGAACAGUAAACUUCCAGCUUUUCUAUUCCCACAGAAUUACUCUUUUUCCAAGAAUUACAUCUCUUGGUGUCAGGUACCUUAUAUUGCACACAAUAUCAAAAACCAUAUUAAAAACCUAGAAUUUGAAGAAUGGUUACAACACAAUUACAAAGACUUUACAGUCAUUUAUACAGACGGAUCCAGAAGGGAAAAUGACGUCGGCUGCGCGUUUUUCGUCCCUUCCAAAGAUAAUCGAUCUCAAUUCAAAUUACCUAGCUUUGCAUCGGUAUUUACAGCAGAGAUAACAGCCAUAAAUGCGGCUGUAGACUACGUUAAAAAUGAAAAGCUCAGAAAAUCAAUAAUUUUUACAGACUGCAAAUCCGCCCUUUUGGCUUUGAACAAACCAAGAGAAGAUGCAAAUUUUUUGACUCUUGAUACCAUCCACAAAAUAGAAGCCCUCCUGGUUUCUGGAUAUAUAAUAAAGUUAGCCUGGAUUAAAGGCCAUUCCUCAAUUUGGGGAAAUGAACGGGCAGACGAACUGGCAAAAGAAGCAUGCACGGCUGCAGUUCCUAUGAAAAAGGCGCCAAUAACGGAUUUAAAAGGAUUAAUAAGAACUCUAGGACUAAGACAAUGGCAAAACGAUUAUGACCUAGAAUCGACUACAAAGGGCUCUUUAUUUAAACCCUGCAAACCCCAAGUCACAUUUAGUACCUGGUUCAGCAAUCUAAAAAUGACCAGAGAAGACAUUUCUAUGAUAAAUAGAAUUAGAUGCGCUCACACCUUUUGUAGAUCUCAUUUAUACAAAAUUGGACAAACACAGGACCCCUUCUGUUCCUGUGGACCAGAAUUUCAAACAAUAGACCACAUCCUUUGGAAAUGCUGCCUAUUCACAAAACAGAGAGAAGAAUUUUUGCAAGAACUAUAUAGGAACAAUAUAUCUUUCCCCAUUAACACGGCAAUAGCUAUGGCUUUGAAUAAACCCAAUCUUUACAAAAAUAUACUGAAUUUUCUACAUAAUUGCAAAAUCAGGGUUUGA
Messenger RNA from Ctenocephalides felis (cat flea), 2121 nucleotides. RefSeq lists its product as uncharacterized. Gene Ontology annotation, molecular function: nucleic acid binding; RNA-DNA hybrid ribonuclease activity. NCBI's taxonomy places the organism in Eukaryota, Metazoa, Arthropoda, Insecta, Siphonaptera, Pulicidae. Bases 1 to 2121 code for a protein of 706 amino acids. The record is from RefSeq and is a predicted model, not a curated record. The transcript has a single exon.